Molecule: messenger RNA, 603 nt
Organism: Zingiber officinale
Lineage: Eukaryota; Viridiplantae; Streptophyta; Magnoliopsida; Zingiberales; Zingiberaceae
Product: 36.4 kDa proline-rich protein-like
Exons: 1
Coding region: 1-603 (200 amino acids)
Source: RefSeq, a predicted model, not a curated record
AUGCUGAGACGUGGUGCAGGACGACCACGCAAGAGGACGUUGGAAUCUCUGGCGACGAAGUCACUAGAGAGGUCUAUUGGGAUUGAGCCUGUCAGUCAGGGACAGAUUCCUCAUGGUACUGCAGGCGCGUCGGGCUCUCGGAUCCCGACGGUUCUUUCUCCAGAGUUACCCACACCUACAGUAUUCACUGUACCACCAGCAGUACCACCUGCGACAUACCCGACCCCUCCACCAGUAGUGCCUGCUGCUACGUGCCCGACACCUCCUCUAGUCGCGCCUACAGCGUACCCAGCACCACCACCACCUGUGCUUGCUACUGCGUACCCAGCACCACCACCAUCUGUGCUUGCUACUGCAUACCCGGCACCCGCACCAGCAGUACUAGUUGCUCCUUAUCUGGUAUCACCACCUACCGUACCUCCAGCUGCUCCUGCCUAUAUUGACCCUGCUGUGCCACCAGCGGUACCUACUCCGGCUUAUGCAAUAGCACCAGGGGUACCUCCCUCGGCCUAUCCAGCGGUACCACUUGUGGUACCAGCUCCAGUGGUUCCGCCAAUUCCCGCAGUGAUCCCUACUCAACCUACAAAUAUUAUUAUGGCAUGA